Trachymyrmex septentrionalis is the source of this 2958-nucleotide messenger RNA. It is a transcript of the gene AGO3, whose product is annotated as protein argonaute-3. The record is from RefSeq and is a predicted model, not a curated record. NCBI's taxonomy places the organism in Eukaryota, Metazoa, Arthropoda, Insecta, Hymenoptera, Formicidae. Gene Ontology annotation, molecular function: protein binding; piRNA binding. Gene Ontology annotation, cellular component: P granule. Gene Ontology annotation, biological process: regulatory ncRNA-mediated gene silencing. The transcript is spliced from 12 exons. Bases 68 to 2800 code for a protein of 910 amino acids.
GAAAAGAGGACGCUUAAGUGACGCUUCAGUAUCGAACAGUAGUUUCUCCAGCGGAAAAUAAGACAAAAUGAAUCCUAAUAAUCAACCUCCUGGGCAAAAACGCUCUUUCUUGUUAGAGCUGAUGAAGCAGAGAGCACAAAUGCAACGAUCUCAAGCGUUGUCCCAUUCUUUAGAAACACCUAGUGUUUCAUCAGCUGAACAGACAUCAAGAUCAUCUGAAGGAUAUUCAUCUCAUGCUUCAAGUUCUAGUGGAGGUCGCGGACGUGCGCAAAUACCUGGUUGGUUAAGAUCAUUGAAUAGCAACAGUAGUGAAGAAUCCAGGGACUCUUCAUUAGCAAUAGGUCAUGGUCGAGGCGCUAUCCCAAGUUUAUUAAGAAAGCUUGGCAAACCAAGUACAUCAUUUACACCAGAAAGUGUUAGUAAGGACGAUUCUGAAGGAGUUUUAGGAAAAUUAGCUGACAUUUCUGUAUAUGAUAAUCCACCUUCGCCAGAAGACUUACAACCUCCGAAUAUUGCACCGAUAUGUCGACAAGGCAAAAGUGGAAUGAAAAUAGAAGCAUAUUGUAACUAUGUGGAUUUGAUAUUAGAGCCUGGAAAAGGUUUAUUUCAAUAUGAAAUUAAAUUUUCGCCAAAUAUUGAUUCAAUAGGCUUACGCCGUAAGCUACUUAAUCAACAUUCUGCUGCAUUAGGACGAACAAAAAUAUUUGAUGGAACGUUACUUUAUUUACCAAUAAAAUUGCCUCAAGAUGUUUCUCACUAUAAAUCAGAACAUCCAAUGGAUGGUUCAAGAAUAACUCUCACAAUCAUUUUCAAAAAGAAAGAAACAAUGUGUAAUGUUCAAUUUUUCAAUGUUUUGAUCAAUCGUAUUAUGCGAGCGCUUAGCUUAGUUCGUAUUGGUCGACAAAAUUUUAAUCCAAAAGGCGCGCACGCUCUGCCUCAACAUCGAUUAGAAGUGUGGCCUGGUUACGUGACUGCUGUAAAUGAAUAUGAGGGUGGUUUAAAAUUAUGUUUAGAUGCGAAACAUCGAGUGAUGCGAACAGAAACUGUGCGAGAUUUAAUAAGAGAGAUUUUCCAAAAAUCACAUUAUAAUUACCAAGAUGCUGUUAUAAACGAAAUAGUUGGUACAAGUGUACUAACGAGGUAUAAUAAUAAGACAUAUCGUGUAGACGACGUCGCUUUUAAUAAAAGACCAACAGAUACGUUCUCUAAAAACGGCGAACAAAUAUCGUACAUCGAUUAUUAUAAGACAAAUUGGAAUAUCCAGAUUGAAGAUGUACAACAACCUCUUUUAGUGCAUCGUGAUACAGCUAGAUUACCAAAUGGCGAGAAACAGGAAAGAACAAUUUAUCUGAUACCGGAAUUGAGCUAUGCAGCGGGUCUUACUGAUAAUAUUCGCAAUAAUCAUUAUAUUAUGAAAGACUUAAGCGGAGUUACGAAAAUGUCGCCUAAUCAACGUCGAGAUGUGAUCAGGCGAUUUUUAGAAGAAGUCCAGAAGACUGAUGUAACUCGAGAAAUAUUAUCAGAAUGGGGUUUGCAUUUAAGCUCUGAUUUAGUUAGAUUUACUGCAAGACAUCUCCAGCCUGAAACAAUAUAUUUUGGAAAUAAUAGAAUAUUUAAGACGGAUGAGAAAGCAGAUUGGAGCAGUGCUGCAGUAAAAAAUCCCGUGUUACGUACUCCUAAUUUGUCCAAGUGGAAUAUUAUAUACUUUAUAAAGGACAGAACUUGUGUAAGAGACUUCUUAGAACAGUUGGCAAAAGUUGCAACUGCGAUUAAUAUGCGAAUUAAUGACCCAAAACAGGUUACUUUAAGAGAUGACAGAACUGAAACUUAUCUGCGAGAAAUUCAAAAUAAUCUCACCGAUAAUCUCGAAUUAUUGGUUAUCAUAUUUCCAACCAACCGCACUGAUCGCUAUUCAGCAAUAAAAAAAUUAUGUUGCGUACAGAAAGCUAUACCAUCACAAGUCAUCCUUUCGAAAACAAUUUCUAAGAGUAAUAAAUUAAAAAGUAUCACAGAAAAAAUAGCACUUCAAAUCAAUUGCAAACUAGGAGGAGCACUGUGGACUCUCGCUGUGCCAUUAAAAAACUGUAUGAUAUGCGGAAUAGACGUUUAUCAUGCUGGUGUUGGCGGAGGUUCACGAAAAAGUGUUGCGGGAUUUAUUGCUAGUUUGGAUACUCAAUUGACUAAAUGGCAUAGUAGAAUUUGUAUGCAGGCCUCUAAGCAAGAACUAGUUGAUAUGCUACAAGUGUGCCUUACUUCAGCUAUUAAUGCAUUUCACAAGUAUAACGGAUGUAAUCCAGAACGUAUAAUCAUAUAUCGUGACGGAGUCGGUGAUGGAGAUUUAGAUUACGUAGAAAAUUACGAGGUAAAACAAUUGUUGGCGACAUUUAAUCGCGUAGCGCCGAAUUACAAACCGCAACUUAGUGUAAUUGUAGUUCAAAAACGCAUUAACACGCGGAUAUUCAUCAAAAGAAGGAAUGGUUUAAACAAUCCUGAACCUGGAACUAUUGUUGAUUCGUGUAUAACGAGGCGAAACUAUUACGACUUUUUCCUCGUGCCGCAAAAUGUGCAACAGGGUACAGUAACACCCACACAUUACAUCGUCAUUCAUGAUUCAUCAAAUAUCGAAACAGAUCACAUGCAACGAUUGACAUAUAAACUUUGUCAUUUAUACUAUAAUUGGCCCGGUACAAUACGUGUACCAGCUCCUUGUCAAUACGCACACAAACUUGUGUACCUGGUGGGACAAAAUCUUCUAACUGAGCCACAUCGAUCCCUUUCAGAUAUUUUAUUCUAUUUGUAACUUUAUCAUUAUCCAAUGUUACUUUUGUCUCACUCAUCUUCUUUUUUUUUUGUUCUCUUUAAAUGACGUAUAAAGUACUAUAAAAUAACGGUUCACCGUUUAAGAGAGUGUUUUGAAAGAACUGAUUGAUUGGAUGAUUUAAUUGUGAUCCUGCAGAA